Molecule: messenger RNA, 1446 nt
Organism: Emiliania huxleyi CCMP1516
Lineage: Eukaryota; Haptophyta; Isochrysidales; Noelaerhabdaceae
Exons: 2
Coding region: 1-1446 (481 amino acids)
Source: RefSeq, a predicted model, not a curated record
AUGCCGCAGCCCGCAGCAGCCACAGCGUAUGGCUGUGGCCAGCCUUUGCCGCAAUACAACCUGGGCUCCUGUGCCAUCCCAGGUAUGGUGGCGCAGCAGCAGUAUUGGAUGCCCACCUUUGCGCAGCAGCCUCCGCUGGGCAUUCUGCCGGCACGCCAGGGCAGCAGCGCCUCCUGCGGCACCGGGUUUGGCAGCACGCCAGCAGCAGCACGGCAAGCAACAACGCACGAUGCACUGUGGCGGCAGCAGCCCCCGACGCCACAGAUGGCCCACCUGCCUGGACUGGGCAUGCCACCAGGGUACCCAGGGUUCCUGCCGCCUGGCAUCCUGCCGCCUGGCAACGCGUACCACGCCUGCGGAGGCGCUGCUCACGCGCCCUGCUACCCAAGCUUUGCGAUGCCCAACGGCGGGGGCCCAACCGGGCUGGCCCCGCAAGCAGCCUGGACCCUGCCUAAUGCAGUACCGCAAGCCGCUUGGGCCGCGCCAGCGUGGAUACCCGGAUGCCACAUGGCAGCGCCGCCAGCCGCAGGGAGUUACUGCCAGCCAGCACCGUCAAGCGCAGUGCCGGGCGGGUCCAUGCCCCCUGCGCCGACCGCCCCAGCCAACGCACCCGAGCCCAUCUCAAAGGUCAAGGACGCGUCGACGCCUGAGGUUGCCGCCCUCAAGCACGUCGCUGGGCUGCGUCGCGACGCGCUACCCGCGCUGCUCUCCAGAUUCCAUCGCGACUUGUCGCGGAAGCAUCCGAAGAUACGCGAGGCGCUCGGGCACACGACGUACACCAUCGGCGCAGCGAUGCAGGGUGACACGGAGCUCGGCGAGGCGAACGCGUACAUCGCCAAGUUCAUCGACACCUGCCUCGACGGCGACUCCGCUCAUGUCGCCGCGUUCCGCCAGCGGUAUGAGGGCGACCCUCGCCUGCUGUACGACGGUGUCUACCUCAUGGAGCAGAUCGCGAAACUCUACCAGAUCACCCACGGGAGUGCCGAGGCCAAGAUCGCCAAAAAGGAGUUCAAGAACGCGGUCUUCUUCACGAUGGGCAUGGACCUGGCCAAGUCGCGGGAGAACGGCCUGCGUCUCAUCAAGCAGUUCGAGUCCGUACCUGGCCUUUUCACUGGCCCGAUCGACACGUGGCACGCGAUCAUCGACAAGAUGCCGUCCGCGCUCAAGGACGACCAGAAGAGCCUCAGGCGCGAGAUCGACCGCUGGCAGGACGGGCACUCAGUGCAGCCGUGGACCAGCCGCGAGGCGCUCAUCGACAACAUCGCGCGCCUGCUUCUGGGCCAAGAGAGCGGGGGGCUCGAAGCUAGUGCUGCAGAGGAGCAGAGCGCGCGCAACGCAGAAGCAGCCGAGCAGCGCGCCUUCGAUGCCCGUUCGGGCGUCAAAAGAUGGCUUCCGCCGGAGGAGGGCUCGCCGGCAGCCUGGCAGAAGGCAUUCCAGCUGGCGUAG